GCCACGGUCAGACAAUAGAGCACUCUCCAACAGCCCUAGUGGCAGUUGGUAGAUACAUACAUAUCCUUCCUUGCGACGGACUUUGAGUUUGAGUUUGAACGAAUCAAGGUCUUGUGGACAGUGGACUGUGGAGUAACAUUUUUAUUUAUUUUGGAUCGUGAUUUGCGUCGUUUCGCUGGAACAGGCGUCAGUAUUGUCAAGUAAUUCCAUCUGGAACAGAUGUCAUCGCCAACUAAUGUUAACGCAGGCAUGGAUACAAGUAUUGAAAAAAAGUUUUCCUACCCACCGGAAUUAUCAGAGAGCGAUUUUAAAGACAAGGAAUCAUGGUUAAGAUAUGUUGCGGAAGUUGAUCAUUUAUUAGGAAAAUUGGAUAGCAACAAACAGGAAGAUCUUAACCUCUCGUUGAAAAAUCAGAUUAGCAAAUACGAAGCAACGAUUGACGUAUUGAAGAAUCAAUUGAAUGAGCAACAGAUACUCAUGAGAUCAAGAUUAGCGAGCUGGUGGAUCAACGUAAUCGAGAUUUUAAACCGCUCCGUGAUCAGAAUAGUUCAAAAGUACAACGAAUCAAAGAUUUAGAGAAUCAAAACACUGCCCUUAAUUGCCAAAAACAACUGCACCAACGAGAUAACGAGAACGUUGAAACCAAAUAUGCGAAAGCUCUUCGACAAAAACAAAGAAUUCGCGACAUUUUAAAAAGCCAAAAGAUUUUAGAAGAUACCUUGGAGGUCCCAGGUUCAGAUGAGGAUUUCAUGAAUUUAGAGUUUUCGGAGAAGUGGCGCUACAUUUUGGAUUUAGCAGAAAAAAAUUCUGAUUUACCGUUAUAUGAGCCGAUUUUUAAUAUGUCGCGGUGUUUAGGAGAUUUAGGUUAUAAAACCAAUGAUGAUAAAGCCUCACGAUUAUCUGAAUUUUAUUCUUCUCUCUCCGAUGCUGUGGGCAGUUAUUUGUCCGAUGAUACUGGGGACUCGGAGUAUUUAUAACGACAAUAAACGACAAAGAAGUGUUAGAUUGCGUUAGAAAUUUAUCUUUGUAGUUUCAGUUUCCAAAUAUUCUUACCAGCUAUAUUUCGACUUUCGUACAAAUAUCUUGUUACUGACGUUACUGUUUUCCAUUUUUACAUAGAAUUUUUUUCAAUUCAUGUAUUCGUAUGGCCUACAUAUAUCAGUUAUAAUUUGCAUUUUUAAACUAGGUACAUAUAAAUUAAAAUAAUAAUCAAGACGUGUU
This is a messenger RNA of Planococcus citri (citrus mealybug), 1221 nucleotides long. RefSeq lists its product as uncharacterized. The coding region runs from base 220 to 576 and encodes 118 amino acids. NCBI's taxonomy places the organism in Eukaryota, Metazoa, Arthropoda, Insecta, Hemiptera, Pseudococcidae. The transcript has 5 exons. The record is from RefSeq and is a predicted model, not a curated record.